GCAGCCCUCACAUGCAAGUCACAGUAACUCCCUGCAGGGAUGCAGGUUUUUGUCAACACUGGGGGACACGUGUUUUUGGGCGAUCCACCUACAUGCACUUUUCCUGUGUUCACCAGGGAGCAGCGCAAACACGUCUGCUGGGUUUUGCUGUGGAGCUUCAGACUACCCAGAAAACAUGAAUAUUCAUUUCAGUGUGGACUUGGGGAGAGACGGAUCUUGGAGGUGCUCCAUGGUUUACAACAAACCAAAGAAAACCGGACGGAAAAUGAUCCCACUGCUGCUUCUGGGACCCCGAGCCAACCAGUCAUGGACCAGGAGGCUGGAAGUGUCUGCCGGAAAGCGAUCCAAGCCCAGGAUGUGUGUCCCAUCUGUCAGGAGGAGCUGCUGGAGAGAAAACAGCACAUGUCUUUGUGCAGGUGCGGUUGUGGCACUAACUUCCACAUCUGUCAGACAGGGACAGUGUCCUCUGUGCAGGGAGGACUUUCACUGUCUGAAAUUACUCCAGGAGCAGGUGAAAAACGCAGCAAAGCUCUUGACUGCCGCAGAGAGAGAAAAGCCAGACAGACAGCUGGGACUUUUCUGUCACAGCUGCCCGGUCUGCCCUGUCACCGCAAAUGUUUAGAUGUACCGUCUGCACCUACUUCUAUCUGCGACUGCUCAAAGAAGGGCUGCCAUCCACAACAUCCAUUUGCUUCACGAACAGAAAGGAGAGAAAAGUGGGAACUUGUGGAGGAGGACCUGAGUGAUGAACCAAGUCUGACUGAAGUUCCUACAAAAAGCCAGAGCAAGCACAGUCCUGCUUCACUGCUUAUUAUUCCGCUGCUGUGUUGUCGUUCAGUACUGGACCAAAUAAAAAAUAUAUACAGUUCUGUGCAGAAAUCUUGUUUUGGAAAAGUUUGAAUGAGGACAUGAUGUAUGCAUGUAUUGCUUAGUGUCUUUAUGAAG
This is a messenger RNA of Plectropomus leopardus (leopard coralgrouper), 945 nucleotides long. RefSeq names its product zinc finger, SWIM-type containing 2 (gene zswim2). The record is from RefSeq and is a predicted model, not a curated record. Gene Ontology annotation, molecular function: ubiquitin protein ligase activity. NCBI's taxonomy places the organism in Eukaryota, Metazoa, Chordata, Actinopteri, Perciformes, Serranidae.